Molecule: messenger RNA, 2220 nt
Organism: Plasmodium coatneyi
Lineage: Eukaryota; Apicomplexa; Aconoidasida; Haemosporida; Plasmodiidae
Product: Glutamine-fructose-6-phosphate transaminase (Isomerizing)
Exons: 1
Coding region: 1-2220 (739 amino acids)
Biological process (GO): carbohydrate derivative biosynthetic process; UDP-N-acetylglucosamine metabolic process; protein N-linked glycosylation
Molecular function (GO): L-glutamine:D-fructose-6-phosphate transaminase (isomerizing) activity; carbohydrate derivative binding
Source: RefSeq, a predicted model, not a curated record
AUGAAGGGGGCCUUCAAAACCCUGCUGAGCAAAAUGCUCAGGAGAAUAGAAAAUGGGUUUUCAGCAUCCACGGGAAAGACGCGCUUUACACAUGGGAGGAGAGGCACAAGUGGCCACUACUGCGCUGGUGGUACCAGUGGUAGUGCACGUGCACCCUUGCAGUUGGCCCUGUGGUGCACGGGUGACGGGGCAAGGGACCACCGGGGUGAGCGCACCCCCACACGGACGGCCCUCCUCAUCGCGGCAACCAUCGGUGGACUGCACCUGCUUCUAAACAGCGCAGAAGAUGGGGAUCAAAGGGGGAAGAAAAAAAGAUGGAACUUUCUUACCCCCCCACGUAUGAGAAACGAAAUAGCUAGCUGUUGCGGGAUUAUGGCCUACCUAGGCAACAGAGACGCCUCGAAAAUUCUGUUCGAUGGGAUUGAGGUGUUGCAAAAUAGGGGCUACGACUCCUGUGGCAUGUCCACCAUAAGCCGCACCAAUGGAACUUUAAAGACGACCAAGUAUGCCAGCAGCUCGACCAGUGACGCUAUAGAAAAACUGAGAGAAAAUUAUUCUGCUAGUCACAAAAAUGAUAAAAUAGGAAUUGCACACACGAGGUGGGCAACACAUGGAUGCAAAGUGGAUGAAAAUGCUCACCCGCACAUGGACUACAACGAACGGAUUAGCAUCGUUCAUAAUGGCAUUAUAGAAAAUUACAGAGAGUUGAAGAGCUUCUUAUUAGGGAAGAAGAUUCCCUUUAAGUCUAACACCGACACAGAGGUGGUAGCCAAUUUGAUAGGUUACUUUCUAGACCAGAAGGAGAGUUUCCAAAACGCAGUGCUCUCCGCAAUUAGGCAAUUGGAAGGCACAUGGAGCUUCUGCAUAAUACAUAAGGACCACCCAGACGAAAUGAUCCUUGCGGCGAACGGUUCGCCACUACACAUUGGGUUCAAGGAUAAUGAAAUUUUUGUCGCAUCGGAACACUCAGCCCUUUUCAUGUUUACGAAUGAAUACAUUUCCCUAAAAAACGGAGAAAUUUUAUCCAUCAAUAAGGACAAGAUAAAUGACCUAAAAAUGGAUAAGAAAGUGGAAAGCAUACCAGAGGUUGUUAUACAGAAGACACCCCACCCUUUUCCUCACUGGACACUGAAGGAAAUACAUGAGCAAUCAAUUACCUUAUCCAAGACGUUAAAUAAUGGUGGCAGAUUUAGCAUUCUAAAUAGCUCCGUAAAAUUAGGGGGUCUAGAUCCCUACGUAGAUGAACUCUCCCAGAUUGAAAAUAUUAUGCUGAUCGGUUGUGGGACGUCGUACUAUGCUGCACUUUUUGCAAAGUAUGUAAUGCACUACUUGAAUUGCUUCAACACAGUCCAGGUCAUGGAUCCUACAGACUUCAACGUUUCCGUCAUCCCGAAGGAAAAGGAAGGAGUUAUCUUCAUAUCGCAAAGUGGAGAAACGAGGGAUGUUAUUAAGGCUUGUAAAUUAGCUGACGAUCUGAAUUUAAAAAAGUUGUCUGUUGUUAAUUCUGUUGGAUCUACUAUUGCUAAUAUGACUGGACGGGGCGUGUAUCUAAAUGCUGGAAGAGAAGUUGGAGUUGCUUCCACCAAGUGUUUCACUGCAGAAGUGUCCGUCCUCACAUUAAUAGCUAUUUGGUUUUUUCAAAACAAAAAGGGAACCUACCACUCUUCCCACUCUAAGGUAAGCGCCUUAAUCAAUUCCAUGCAUAGACUUCCCCUAUAUGCUGGUACAACUGUUAAAUCAUGUGAAGCGAAGUGCAAAAUGCUUGCUAAUAAACUCACCAAUGCGAAGUCGAUGCUCAUUGUGGGAAACGGGUUAAGCUACCCAAUCGCCUUGGAAGGGGCCCUAAAAAUUAAAGAACUCACUUAUAUUCACUGCGAAGGAUUUACUGGAAGUGCCUUAAAACACGGACCCUAUGCACUCCUCGGUGGGGAAGAAAACAUGCCUGUAAUUAUGCUCGUCUUUAAUGACCCCUCCAAAAAUGUAAUGAUCAAUACGGGUGAGCAGAUAAAGUCCAGGGGUGCGCACAUCAUUUGCCUGACGGACGACGAAGACCUGUGCAAGCACUUUGCCGAUGACAUUAUUUUAAUCCCCAACAACGGGCUGCUGACCCCCCUGCUGGCCGUCAUCCCCCUGCAGAUGCUCGCCUACUACACCUCCGUUGCACGGGGCAACAACCCCGACCGCCCACGCUGCCUCGCCAAGACGGUCACCGUGUCGUAG